UCUGUAAAGAGGGCGUGUUUUCUUUCCCGGCAUCCUGUGCGAUGUAUUAGGAGUUCUAAGAUGGCGACCGUGCAUUUGAGGAUCGGGGAUUUGGUUUGGGGAAAGCUGGGACGGUAUCCACCUUGGCCAGGGAAGAUCGUAAGCCCUCCAAAGGAUUUGAAGAAGCCAAGAGGCAAAAAAUGUUUUUUUGUGAAAUUCUUUGGAACUGAAGAUCACGCCUGGAUAAAAGUGGAGCAGCUGAAGCCUUACCACCCCCACAAGGAGGAAAUGAUUAAGAUCAACAAAGGGAAGCGCUUCCAGCAGGCAGUGGAUGCAGUGGAGGAGUUUCUGAAGAAGACUAAAGGAAAAGAACAGGGGUCCCAUAAUUCCGAAGACAAAAACAAGUCAGCUGCAUCUGAUGUGAAAGGGCGAAAGAAUCCUGGGAAAGCUGUAAAACUGCUUCUGGAACAGGGGGAUGACCGGAGUGCUCUUGGAGGAUGCUGUCCUCAAAGGGAUGACAAGGAUUUAUCUGACUCUGACCCUGAGCCUUCUUCUGUUGAAUGGCUGAUGCCUGGAACAGUCACAGGAUUCAAAUGGGACAGCAGUCCAGUAAAGGAUGAUCCUCAUUUCCACUUUCUGCUCAGCCACUCUGAGAAGCCUGGUUCGUCGAUGGAGCCCAUUAGCAAAAGACUGAAGAUUAUUGAGGAGGACACGGGAUCAACUUCUAUCCAAGCAGCAGACAGCACAGCUAUCAACGGCAGUAUUACCCCCACAGAUAAACGGAUAGGAUUCCUUGGACUGGGACUCAUGGGAAGCGGAAUAGUGUCAAAUCUGCUAAAGAUGGGCCACAUUGUGACUGUAUGGAACCGCACUGCCGAAAAGUGUGACCUGUUCAUCCAGGAGGGGGCCAGGCUGGGCCGAACCCCAGCAGAAGUGGUGUCCAUGUGUGACAUCACCUUUUCCUGCGUUUCAGAUCCAAAGGCAGCUCGGGAUUUGGUCCUCGGGCCCAGCGGCGUCCUGCAGGGAAUCAGGCCAGGGAAAUGCUACGUUGAAAUGUCCACCGUGGACCCAGAGACCAUCACAGAGCUGUCGCAGGUCAUCACAUCCCGAGGAGGGCGCUUCCUGGAGGCCCCAGUGUCCGGCAGCCAACAGCUCUCUAACGACGGGAUGCUGGUUAUUUUAGCCGCUGGAGACCGGAGCGUAUAUGAAGACUGCAGCAGCUGCUUCCAAGCAAUGGGAAAGACCUCUUUCUUCCUCGGUGAAGCGGGUAAUGCUGCGAAGAUGAUGCUCAUCCUAAACAUGGUGCAGGGCAGCUUCAUGGCCACCAUCGCUGAAGGGCUGACACUGGCACAGGCCACCGGCCAAUCGCAACAGACCUUCUUGGACAUUCUCUGUCAAGGGCAAAUGGCAAGCAUUUUCCUGGAUCAGAAAUGCCAAAAUAUCUUGCAGGGGAACUUCAAACCAGAUUACUAUUUAAAACACAUUCAGAAAGAUCUUAGGUUAGCCAUUUCAAUGGGCGAUUCCGUCAAUCAUCCAACUCCAAUGGCAGCUGCAGCCAACGAGGUCUACAAGAGGGCAAAAGCAUUGGACCAGUCCGACAAUGACAUGUCUGCAGUCUACAGAGCCUAUAUCCACUGAGCCGAUAGACUCACUUCAAACUGGACCGCGUUCCCAACCUCCCUCCCCCAUAUUUUGUUUAUCAAUAUGAUCAGAUAUCUGCCUGCCUGGAAAGCAGCUGUAUUAUUUCCCACAGGUAAUGGGAACUUCCAACAGCCAAAUGUGAGCAUUGCACUGACUUUAUAAAAGAGCUAAAUAUGUGCUCUAAUUGGAGGUUUUCAACUUUAAUAAAUGUGCAAGUUUAAAAAGUAUAAAUAUACACUUUGCUAGUGAGUCAGUUUGGUAGGUGAAAUUAAUGCUGUGUGUUCUGUAUAAUUUUGAAUUUACCCACUGCAGAUAGUCAAGUAGUCUUAUCUGAUGUGUUUUGGUUAAGGAUUGUUUGUGCUCAUCUGCACACUGAGUUUAUUUUGUUUAUAUAAUUUGCUUUGAAUAUCCAAUAUUCCUUAAAUUGGGAAACUCAUAAUACAAACACCUUAGGAAAGCACCAUGACAAUGCCAUUUCUAUGCCUUAAUGUUGUAACCCAUGACUAAUAGUGUAUUUAUUUCUUUUCUUUAGCUAUCAUUAUUCUGCAGUCAGUACUUUUUGGCUGUACAUUUAUUGACCAUACUGAAAAUGGGGAUAAAUUUGUAAUGUCUUACAAAUUUAGAAUAUUCCAAUGCCUUAAAAUACAGUAUGUAUUUUUGUUUACUGUAAAAAAGAAAAUGCAGAGGUUAGUCUGAACUGUGAAACUUCAAUGUCAUUGAAUUAUGUCAAUGAGUCAUUGUACCAGUCACCUGCCCUAUUUUAAGAGGCAUGUUCAGUGUUUCUAGAAUCGCAAACUGUAAAUUGUUACUUGUGAAUUUAUUUGCAGUUUGUCUACCUGUGGUUCAUUCCAUGGCAAAAUGCUAUACAGUAACUACAAAUUGUUUCACUGUAGUCAUACAGCUAGUGUGAUUAGAAUUUUUGGUGGUGGGGGCCUAUAAUUGUUUUAUAAUGCAAAGUGUGAAGAGCAGCGAAACUGUGAGAAUAAUCAUUUGUGAAGGAGGCUUUUUAUUAGCCCACCCCCACCCCCCGUGCUGCCUUUAUGGAUUUAAACCCAGUUUUGCAUGUUCACACUUUAUUUUAGCUUUAACAUUUCUUCAUUGAGAGUAGGGAAUACUGCCACAGGUUGAGUGUUUAAGGAAGCACAGGCAGUGGGUAAAUUUAGCCAUGGUCAAGGUAACAAAGUGAAUUACUUUUUUAUGAAAGAAAUGGCAUUCAUAUGAAUUCAUAUUUUAUGGAAGUUUAAUUUGCUAGAAGAAGAAAUUAUAAGCUAAUUUUGUAAUGUUUUUAUCCCUUUUUAUUUGAGUAAAUAUUGUUUAUGACAAUGUAAUUUGAGAAAGUUUGAUAAGGUUUAUAAAGUGUUUUAAAUCAUGUGCAGCCCGUGGCAUUCUGCAGAAAUCCCACUUAGUUUCUUAUGGAAAAUUAGUUUGCAUGUGCAAAACUGGUCAAAAUCAUCCCACUUCUGUUUGAUUUAUAAGCGUUUUCUUCUACCAAAUACAGAUGUGAAUUGGCUGUUACACAGAGCUGUGUAUAAAAACCUUUUAUUAAUUUAAAUAUGAUGUAAAUAGCCCAGUCAGUCACAAGGCGGUGAUAUGCUUUUGAUUGGACUGAAUUUAUUCAUCAUUUAGUGUCUUAUUACUGUAGAUUGUUCUGUUAAGUGUUUGCUUCUGGGUUUUGUUCCUGUUUUGUUCCUUUUAUUGUGAAUUGAUUACUGACCUAUAGGACACAUGCAUUCACUGAUCAAGUUAAAAGGCAUGGAGAAGUUGACUAAUUAGUCACAUACGGUGUUGCAAUUUUGUCUGGGGAAUAUUUAUAAUUUGGUAUACUGUUGGAAAUGUCCAGGCAUUUUGUGUAGUUAAAUGAAGCCUUUGCUGAUUAAAGAAGCAAAAUACUCA
This is a messenger RNA of Anguilla anguilla (European eel), 3513 nucleotides long. Its product is annotated as putative oxidoreductase GLYR1. The record is from RefSeq and is a predicted model, not a curated record. The coding region runs from base 61 to 1617 and encodes 518 amino acids. The transcript is spliced from 16 exons. Gene Ontology annotation, molecular function: oxidoreductase activity, acting on the CH-OH group of donors, NAD or NADP as acceptor; NADP binding; NAD binding. Lineage: Eukaryota; Metazoa; Chordata; Actinopteri; Anguilliformes; Anguillidae.